GCAUGAUGUAAAGUCCCCAGGCUUCACUCCCCAAUCCUCCUCCCACCUCACACACAUUCACACCCCGCACCGCACCCCAACAUGGCGCAGCUGUACGGCACCUGCGCCUGCGAACGCAAUCAAUACACCAUCAUCAUCCCCUCAGAGCUCCGCACACACGCCCAAGUCUUCUUCGACAACAGCAGAGACAGUCGGCGAACACAAGCCUCGCCCGUAACAGCAUGGCUAAGAAUCCCCCUAGACUGGUACCACAGCACGACGUACGCCCUCUUCCCAGACGAAACGCCCACCUCCAUCCGCAAAACAUACCAUACUCCCGCGCGCGCCGCUACGCCCGUCCGCCGCCAGUUCUGCGGCUACUGCGGCACGCAUCUCACGGCUUGGAGCGAGGGCGACGAAGGAGAUAGAGAGGCGGCGAAUCGGCUUGACAUAACGUUGGGGAGUUUACUCGGCGAGAGUAUUGAGCAGCUGGAGGCGUUGAAAAUUAUUCCUAAUGCGGACGAUGAUGAAGACGACGAGCAGGCGGAUGAAAACGGAGAUCAUGGCGGGCUGGUGAAGGGCGGGACGGUAGAUGACGACGUGCACAUCCCCACGACCGAAAGACCGGCUCCAGUACGCAGCCGCGGCGGGGACGACGAAAUGGUCAAAGGCGGAACCAUCCACGAUGAUGUACACAUUCCCACCACCGAAGGGACAGCCAUGCACGGCAUGGAAGGCCCCGGCGCCACCACCACAGUCGCGCCAGUGGCACCGACAUCACGCGCGACAGCGAGAUCGCUACAACGCAUGCGCAACCGCGGCCUGCCGUAUUUCGAGGAGAUGGUGGAGAAUAGCCGGCUGGGGCGCAUCAAGCGGCAGAAGGGAGGCGCGUUGUCGGCGGAUGGGAGGACGACGGUGGAGUGGGAGAUUGUGGAGAUUGGGAAUGGCGAUUCUGCGGGUGGGGAGGGUGAUGAUGCUGGUGCGUCGGGUGGGAGGGGUGUCAAGCGUCCGCAGCCGGAGUCCUAAAUGGAUCUGGAAGGCCGUCAGAGGGAGUGAUGAAGUGUCCGAUUAGCAAGGUGUUUUGGAGCUACUCGGUUGAAAUUUCGCCUACUUUCAAAAUAGAUUGCUAUGUAGGUAGCUGGUGACGCAGGGUAUGUACAUACGAUGCAGGCCAUAUGCCAUCCGCCACUCGUCCACCUCGAAACCGACACCCACCUAACCCUUCACAAACAAACAAGCACGCCUCCAAAGCUCCAUCAUUCAUGCCUCCCAGCCGUAAGACCUCGCGGUGAAAAGCAAUCCCAGCAG
Messenger RNA from Neohortaea acidophila, 1287 nucleotides. RefSeq lists its product as uncharacterized. The record is from RefSeq and is a predicted model, not a curated record. Bases 82 to 1005 code for a protein of 307 amino acids. Lineage: Eukaryota; Fungi; Ascomycota; Dothideomycetes; Mycosphaerellales; Teratosphaeriaceae. The transcript has 2 exons.